AUGGCCAUGUGGCCUUUCCGUCGCAGGGGCUCGCGCAAGCGAUCUCGAACGCCGGCCCUCGGUUCCGAUGCCGACACUUUAGAGCGUGGUCGUCAAGCGCAACCACCAUCGCGAAGUCAGACCGAACCCAUCGAUACUACAAUAGGCAAUGAGUCACUAAGAGGAAAGCGAGAUGGUCCUCACAAGUUGCAACGGCGUCAACGUACUUAUAGCUUCUCUCCCGGGCGUCGAGACUCUAUACGCGUUUCCAAGACGAAAAAGGGACCGGUUGCAUCGUUACCUGCUGACUCUAUACCGACCGUCGCAGAUGAGGCAUAUAGGGGUCACGGACUGCCAUCGGGAUCCAAUGACGAUCUCGCGACUCGAGUGCCGACUCUGCAUCAUGAGAACUCACGAAACAAACGACGGGGCCAGCCUUUACCACGAAAAAAGUCCAGUAAGCGCCGGAAAGAGGACCAUAGCCGGGAGGCUGAAAUCAAGGCCAUGAGCCAGUUUAUGCCAGUACGCCCUGCCGCAGACGCAUGGCCAGCUGGCCGCUUAAUGAAAAGGGAAAGCAGACGGACAAGACCGGGUUCGAGUAGGAACUGGGAUGAACCUUCCUCCGAUAUUUCAUUGCCUAUGCCUCGCUCUAUUCAUUCGACCAUGUCGACGGACUCGGAACAACUCUCAUGGAAAGUCUCUGUCUUCGAGUCUCUUGCACCUCGCCCGACACUACGAUGUGCUGCCAAUCCUGUUUAUGGACCAGCAGCCAGCAGUGCGUUAACCCGAUCCCAGUCCACAAAGCGGAAGCUCGCAGAAAGGAGCCCAAUCCCUGAAGCUACACUCCGAGCUCAUAAGAGGAUCGACAAUCUGGCGGACGACUUAGAUGCAUCAGAUUUACGAGAAUUGAUGGAGCGAGAUAGGCGGAGGAGAGAAAGGAAGAAAGAGAAGGAACGUGAAAGAAUAGAGAGGCGUCUCGCUAGGAGAGCAGAGAAGCAGCGAGCAGAAGAAGCCGAGGCUGUUAAGAGCGGUACUCCACCACCCCAGAAUCUGGAGAGAGGUGUUCUGGGCCGUGAAAUAGCUGGCGAAGAUCCGGCUUCAGUAGUUAUUACAUCAUCGAGAAGGAGGCGCUCGGACGACUCGCCACGGAGACACAGCAGGCAGCAGGAGGAAUUGGAAGCCCGUGGAGAUUCACCAAAACCUCUAGAUGAGUUUCAUCGCACGGAAAGUAUUCCCCUUGAGCCAUCUACUCCAGCCAAGGCUCCAGAAUCCGAGCAAGUGCCCGAGUCUUCCCAAAAGCAGCAGCAGCAGCCAUCUUCACGCUCCUCGAGCCCGAAAAUUUUAAGUUUUAUUCGUACAAGGACAUCGCGCUCGAGGUCACCCAAAGAUUCCGCCCGAACUAGGACUGAUGUUGAACAACCCUCGCCUUCACUAACUAAGCUAGACUAUGCAGAGUCUGGCAGCAGGGUCUCCGACGCCGGCUCCUCGAGACCGUGGAGGUCAUUCUUCAAAUGGGGUAAGAAUAAGCGCAGCUCCGGCCCGUCAUCUUUUUCGAACACUUCGCGAGAUUCCAUGUCAGCAGGCCCACCGCCAACACAUCAUAAUUUCGUACCGCGAAAAAUCAGCUCAGGCGUACCCAAGAGGACUAUGUCUCGUUUCCGAGAGGACCUCCCUGAGUUGCCUAUAUCUCCUCCGGACUCGCGAGUGGCAUCCCCUGAUGCCGAUCCUCUACCUGUGGACCCCCUACCCGUAAUCCCUGAUGACGUGCAGAUGCGCUAUGAUACACCAACAUCGGGCCGUCGAUCACACGACGUUAUGCGGGCGACUCCUAUUUCCUGGCAGCGAGAUGAAAUCCAAUCGUCGCCGGCGCCACAUUCUAUGUCGCUCGCCUCUAUCGAUUCGGAGGCAUCUUGGCUCUCGGGCCGCAUUAAUAGGAAGCGAGCCUCAUCAGGUAUGAGAAAUUCGCUUCAACAGUACGCUCAACCUGCUUUCUCUACGGAAUGUGAGGAACAUGCUUCAGACGACGAAAAUAUUGUCGAGGAUGAGUAUAUGAAUAGCGUCGUCCCCACUCACUCACAUGAAAAGUCUACAGGCGAAGCUCGUCCGAGCAGCGAUGAGGAAGAUGAAGACCGUGAAGCUAAGUGGGGUGCUGUUGGUCAAACACCUACCGUACACCACAGAGAUACCAUGCGAAGCAGAGAAGGCUUUCUUCAGUCCUUUGACGAUGAUGAGAAAGAUCUCGAGAAAUACAGCGACGAUGAAGAAGAGGGUCAAAGUCCUGUCCAACCGCAGAGAGCAACUAGCGUUAACCUUGAUAAGGGUCACGCUCGGAACUUCAGUGCGGGUAGCGCUAAACUGCUAGAGAUAUCCCCUCGAGCAUCUGGUGAGAACAGGCGGAGUUUAAUCGACCGCGGUACUCAGUAG
Molecule: messenger RNA, 2403 nt
Organism: Daldinia childiae
Lineage: Eukaryota; Fungi; Ascomycota; Sordariomycetes; Xylariales; Hypoxylaceae
Exons: 1
Coding region: 1-2403 (800 amino acids)
Source: RefSeq, a predicted model, not a curated record